Coniophora puteana RWD-64-598 SS2 is the source of this 2426-nucleotide messenger RNA. Its product is annotated as Nramp-domain-containing protein. NCBI's taxonomy places the organism in Eukaryota, Fungi, Basidiomycota, Agaricomycetes, Boletales, Coniophoraceae. The transcript has 10 exons. Gene Ontology annotation, molecular function: cadmium ion transmembrane transporter activity; manganese ion transmembrane transporter activity. Gene Ontology annotation, biological process: intracellular manganese ion homeostasis; iron ion transport. The coding region runs from base 720 to 2426 and encodes 568 amino acids. Gene Ontology annotation, cellular component: membrane. The record is from RefSeq and is a predicted model, not a curated record.
GAGAGGGGGCAUAUUCAGGAGGGAGGCGUGAGCUCCUUCAAGGCAUGCGGACUGACUGUUUGAUGAUAUAACGGCAUAAAUCAUUGAGGAUAAAGAUAAGUUGGAUAGCCCUGAUCGUUACUUGACAGGUACUGCAGAUAGUAAACCGGGGUGGACCGUCAAUGGGGGAAAUCUUUCCCGUGACGUUUUCUACCGUGUGCUGUUGAAUGUCAAGGCGGAGACAAAGUGCCCAUCGAAGACGGUCAGCUGUCACCCGUGGGUUGGUGGGGACAUUAAUAUCUUUGCAUGCUGCAUGUUCCGCAGCGAACGAGCGUCUCAGCGCUAUAAUGAAGAGACCCUACCCGUCACCCCUGACUGCCCCUUGCUCCCUUUAUUUCGUGUCACGUUCCCUCCUCUCGGUCUCUCGCCUUCUUCGCAGCUGCAUCCACUCUUCCCCUCCCUCGGGUGCUUCUCUACACCCUCUUAUAUGAUUUAGGGAGCAGGUGGCACCUACAUCAAACCGAAACAGCGGUCUCCACUCGCACUCCUCAUCGGACAUUGGUAAGGACGGCACUCGUAUUGGCGACCACAGGAAACCCUGCACAACUCUCUUUUCAACUGCGUACCCCAAUCAAACUCUGCUUGAGUCUGUCUUGGGCGUUAUAUACGACGUCUCGGGUCGCAUAGACGCACAAUAGUGCGCUGUUCUCUCGCACUUUCGGUUUCAAGUCGAAGGCCGAAUGUCUUCUCACUUCUCUCCGGACCCCUCUCCUCCUGAAUCUACGAUCGAGAUGGUGCGAGGAGGUCGUGUCUCAGGCAAGAUGACUACCACGCUCAGAACAAUCGUGCACCAUGUCAAGAAACACGCUGGCGUUGGCAUUAUCAUUGCGGUCGGCUACUUUGACCCGGGCAAUUGGAGCGUUGACUUGCAGGCCGGAUCCACGUUCGGUUAUAGGCCUAUGCUGUUCGUCAUUCUGCUUGCAGGUAUUAUGGCAAUCAUCCUCCAGGUCAGUCCUUUUCUAAGUGAAAUGACUGAGCGAGACGCUCAUUUGAAACAGAUUCUUGCGGCACGACUGGGUUCUGUUACUGGACUAGAUCUUGCUACACAUUGUCGGAUAUGGCUGUACAAGCAUCCGAAGCACCCUAAGCUUAUCCGUCGCUGCGUCCUUUAUCCCCUUUACGUACUCUCGGAAAUCGCCAUCAUUAGCACAGACCUCGCAGAACUGCUAGGCUCGGCUAUCGGGCUGUGUCUUCUGUUUCCUAAGCUUCCAAUAUGGGCUGGAGUGCUCAUCACUGGUGUUGAUGUGCUCAUCUUCCUGAUCGUUGGCGAUCCUACUAGGAACAGGGGUCGACCCGUACGGUUCUUCGAGAUUGUCAUGGUCGUUCUCGUGGCCAUCGUUUUUAUCUGCUUCGUGAUACUGGUCGUCAAAGUGAGCCCGAACUGGCCGGAGGCGUUUUAUGGGUUUGUUCCCUCGGACAAGUUGUUUCAGAGCACUCCGAAUGCUCUCUAUAUUGCUAUCGGCAUCAUUGGCUCUACGGUCAUGCCUCACACCCUAUUCCUGGGGUCGUAUCUCUCGACCCAAGACAGAGUGGAGGUAGUGCCAAUACCCUUAGAGUUACCCGAUCUAGACAAGCUGUCCUCUUCAAGGGCCAACUCGCGCUUUCGGCGAUGGUGGCAGCUCUUCGAAGCCCAAUUUAGGGCUGAGGAGACAUCGGAGGAGCGUAAAGCUGAGCUUCGGAUCAGGCAUGGACAUAGAGAGAACAACCCCCUAUCGUUCAUCAAGGCGCACAUGAAACAUGGCCUAGUUGAUAUAGUCAUGAGCUUGCUUGCUGUUGCUGUCCCGAUCAAUGCUGCUAUCGUGAUUGUGGCCGCAACAGUAUUCUACGAUCCCAAUACCCUAUCUGACGGGAGCCUUUUCAAGAUGCACACUCUUUUGGGGGAUACUCUCGGAAAAGGGGCGGCUUUCAUGUUUGCGUUAGCGCUUGUGUGCUCGGGGCAAACUGCGAGCAUAACUGCAACGUUCGCGGGACAGCUUGUUUCGGAGGGUUUCAUCCAAUGGCGGAUAUCUCCUUUCUUGCGUCGCCUCAUCACCCGCCUACUGAGCCUUAUCCCAUCUAUGAUCGUCGCCAUCUCAUCGGGCAGGUCGGGCAUCAACAGGCUCCUCAUCGCGUCCCAGGUGGUGCUUUCCGUGGUACUCCCGUUCGUCGCGUUCCCGCUAAUUUACCUUACGGCAUCGCGGAACGUCAUGUACGCUAAGCGGGGCUCGGAACAUCCGGAUCCGAGCCGAGGCAGUAGGCGAACGCCAAUUAAAGUUCGAUCGGAGGAAAAGAUAGACUUUAGCAAUUCGUACAUGAUGACAGGCUUCGCGUUCUUGGUGUGGGCGGUCGUCGUGGUUGCGAACGUGUACGUCAUCGUGAUGCUUGGUAUGGGCGAUACAGGUCAAUAG